UGUAGAGCGUGUUCUGAGCUAAGUUACCCAGAAACCAUGUUGUAGUUGCUCAGCAGCUCACAGAUAGGUUCUUUCACGGACUUCGAUGACCACAACUUUCUAGUCGAACCUCCGGGCAGAUUCAGAGGUUAUCCGGCGGUUUCUUUCUCAAAAGAACACAGCAGAUUCAGAGGUUCGGCGGUUUCCAGUCGAACCUCCGGGCAGAUCCAGGUUCUAUCCUAUAAUUUUUCGUUUUUCUCUGGUUGGGACCUUCUCUACUGGGCGACCCCCUCUGGCGGCUAUUCGGAAGGCCUUCAAGGCACUGGGGUUCUCCAAACCCAAUUCAGUUGGUCUCCUUCGAUCUAAUAUGCUCUUGAUAAAUUUUCAAUCCGAUUUUGACUUUCAGCGAUUUUGGAUUAAAAAGAACUGGGAUUUCUUUGGCUUUUCGAUGUCUGUAUCUAGAUGGACCCCGUCUCUCUUCGGAUCGGGACCCCUCUCUGGCUCCGGUUUGGGUAGUUUUGGAGGGGCUGCCGAUUCACCUACAUGACGUCCGCGCACUAUUCUCUAUCGCUGGACUUCUGGGAAAACCUCUGAAAAUCGAUUCCCCAACUGCCAAUUUUUCUAGACCAUCAAUGGCUAGAGUUUGCGUUGAAAUGGAUAUUUCAAAAGCCCUCCGUUCUAAAAUUUGGAUCGGUAAUGGUGUAACAGGUUUUUUCCAGUCUGUUCUGUACGAGAAUUUACCUGCCUACUGCAAUUCAUGUUACAGGUUUCGUCACUCUAAAUGUGUCCAGAAGGACAAAGGUCCCAAUUUGGAACAAACUCCUAUGAUGAUCCAACCCAAUUUGGAUUAUGAGGUUACUGCUGCCCAGCUUACACACCCUGUGUGUGCAAAAGAAAAAUGUGAUCCCAGAGGAAUAACCCCCCCUCCCCCCCCCCCUCCCUUUGAUCUUGACGCUAUAGAUACGCCCCUUCUGCUACAGAUCUUGGCAUAUUUACUCUUGAAGCUCACUGUGAUCUGGUUGAGUGUGUUCAACCCCAAGAUUUUGCCUCUAACGAGCUCCAAAGCUAUACAGUGGCCUUGCAUACUGAAGUUACGCAGAGUGACACCCCUUUGGAGGCAGUGAUCCCAGAAAACAGUCCCAAAACUGAUGUCCAACUCAUGGAAUCUGACUUUGGAGACUGUACUACUUCAGAACAUGCCCCAACCUCCCCCCCUUUGAUGUUGCCUAUAAAGAUCCCCCUUGAUACAAAUCUUGGCAAGCCCUGCACAUUGUUAAACCCUGUGAAUCCGGCAGCUUGUGCUGUCGUUGUUAGCCAUAAAAUUGCUAAUACGGCCAGACCUUUAAAGGCACAGGCACUUUCUGAAAAUGCAGUAGCUCUUCUUGAUACUGAAGAAACAGUGGUAGCCCAAGCAUUAUUUUCUAUUGAUGAUAUAGUCCCUGAAAACGAAUGUGAUGAAACCUCAGUGGCCACCCUACACGAGGCGGUAACCGAGGAAUUUCAUAAAUUGGAUACCUGUGAUGCUGGCAAGGAUGAGCUUGAGACCCCACUUGGAAAUGAUGAGAUCCUCUCUGAUCCUACGCUUAGAUGUGCAGUUACUACACCUGUCCCAAUCUUGUCCAGUGAUGAAACUAUCUCUGAGGACACUAGAACACUAACUUUUUCUUUUUCAGGUCAAACAGAUAAUCUCGAAGAAGGAAAUCUUGAAGGAUUUACAUAGGUAAAAAGAAGUAGCAAAACCACAAUAUCGAAAACCCAACCAAAUGAAGCUACACAAGAGGUACAACAAUACUACGAGGUGGGAUAUACAUCUCAUCCCAUGAUCACCAGAAGUCACUCAAAAAAACCUCAAAAUGAAGAAGACUAUUUUCUCUACCCAGUUGACGAAAGGUUUGACUCACCGCAUAAACUAGCGGCAGCUCUACAACGUUUCAGGUUAUCUCACCCAGAGGAAACAACAUUCAGGCCAUAUCAGAAUGUCAUCAAGUUUCAUAACAAACAUAACAGAGGAAUAUCUGCCGCAAUUGGGAUCCCCUCAAAGAAUUUCAAUUGUUGAUGUACUUUUUCAUUUUUGUUUCACUUUUCUUGUUCUUCAAUCUCAUCAAAUGUAAUUUCAUUUCCCUUGUACUCACAACUUUAUUUUAAUAAAUUAGGGAAGUGUUCCAAAAAAAAGAAUUAUAGCAGUAGAAGAGAAAUUUAACAUCAACAUAUACCGUGUAUUAAGAAUAAUGAAUCCAUGAUGAACAAUACACAGUACUCGAA
Cuscuta europaea is the source of this 2241-nucleotide messenger RNA. The record is from the annotation of a GenBank genome assembly. NCBI's taxonomy places the organism in Eukaryota, Viridiplantae, Streptophyta, Magnoliopsida, Solanales, Convolvulaceae.